AUGGCAAGGCUGGAAAGGAGAACUGAACUUAAAGAUGGCAGUCGUUCCGGGGAGAUUGAGAAACUGUCUGAAGAGGUUGCCAAACUGAACAGGACUGCACUAACAGUCAGCAGUCGUUCUGAGGAAAUUGCUAAGCUAUCUGGAGAGAUUGCCCGACUGAAGGAGACUGCGGGUUAUUUCGCGUUGAAAGGAACCUGCUACAAGAUCUUCAAGAUACCGAAGACAUUCAGCAAGGCGACUAGGAUCUGUGGCCAAGAUGGCGGCACCCUCGCCAUGCCCCGAGACGCUGAGACAAACGACUUGCUGCUCAACUCUCACCAAACCCGUUCCAUUAAAUGGAUCGGCCUGCACGAUCAGCGUGAGGAAGGGGAGUUUGAGUGGGUGGAUGGUUCUGCGCUUGGAAA
Molecule: messenger RNA, 404 nt
Organism: Branchiostoma belcheri (Belcher's lancelet)
Lineage: Eukaryota; Metazoa; Chordata; Leptocardii; Amphioxiformes; Branchiostomatidae
Product: C-type lectin domain family 3 member A homolog
Exons: 4
Source: RefSeq, a predicted model, not a curated record